Molecule: messenger RNA, 884 nt
Organism: Mus caroli (Ryukyu mouse)
Lineage: Eukaryota; Metazoa; Chordata; Mammalia; Rodentia; Muridae
Gene: Phf5a
Product: PHD finger protein 5A
Biological process (GO): mRNA splicing, via spliceosome
Source: RefSeq, a predicted model, not a curated record
GCCGUAGGUUAAAGGUCGAGCGGAAGUUCCCUAAGCUUCCGGCCGCCGGCUUGGAAAAAGAGUUAUGGCUAAACAUCAUCCAGAUUUGAUUUUCUGCCGCAAGCAGGCUGGUGUGGCUAUCGGAAGACUGUGUGAAAAAUGUGACGGCAAGUGUGUGAUCUGUGAUUCCUACGUGCGUCCCUGCACCCUGGUCCGCAUAUGUGAUGAGUGUAACUAUGGAUCUUACCAGGGCCGGUGUGUGAUCUGUGGCGGCCCCGGAGUCUCCGAUGCCUACUACUGUAAAGAGUGCACCAUCCAGGAGAAGGAUAGAGAUGGUUGCCCAAAGAUUGUCAAUUUGGGGAGCUCUAAGACAGACCUGUUCUAUGAACGCAAAAAAUACGGCUUCAAGAAGAGGUGAUGGGUGGGUGGCUCCUUCCUCACCCAUCAAACUGCUGCAGCUGCCAGAAUAGACGCCUACUACCACCAGCCUAAAGGGAACGGAGCUGAGUGUCACCAGAGCAGCCUGCUAGUGCUAGUGUCCUGGCCCCUGCCACUAGCAAGUGCCCAUGGAGCAUCUGGCAGACUGGAGGAGACGCUGCUCGCUUAGUCCCCAGUUCCCUUUUUGUUUUGAGUUGGAAAAGCAAGGCUCUGUUCUCCACACUGAUCCUUUCAACUCAAAAGCCUCAAAACAAGUUGGUGUGUGCCCUUGGUGAUGAAACUGUCCCAGCAGAAGUGUGGUCUUGCAGCAGCUAUGAUGGGGUUGUCCUGUGACCCUCACUGUGGCCAGGUGUGACCUGAACAGUAAUGUGACCUGACAAUUUGCAGGUGGCGCUGGGCUCGUUUUAUUUUUCUUGUAAAUUGGAAGUUUCAGUUACGCUAAUAAAGUUGUCUACCUUCCCAGUUAA